AUGCGGCACACAAUUACGCCUCAGCAUCAUCCCCAGCAGCAGCAACAGCAGCAACAGCAGCUGCAGAGUCAGCAGCCCUUGCACUUCGCGCCCCUGACACAACAUUCGCUUGCACAGCAGCAGCAACUACAACAGCAGCAGCGACUCCAACAGCAGCAACACGCUCUAAUUGCCCAGUACAAUAACAGUCGAGGAGAGCAGCAUCUAGCAGGGCCAAUUGGUUCCCAACAAGCGUAUCAGUUAUAUAAUACGACACACAAUGAUCCAGACCAUACGUCCUUGGUGUCCCAGCAGCAACAGCAACAACAACAGUUGCAGGAAGGGCAGUUUUACAUGUCUGCGAUACAGCAGCAGACCGCCCUACAGAAUCAAUUGGGACAGCAAGCCCUGCAACAGCAGCAGCAGCAACACUCCAAGCAAUCAGCAUCUGGAAAGCAAAAGACCGCGUCUCAUUAUGGCCAGAGAUAUAAUCCCAUUUACCCUUCACCAGCACCCUCGUCCACCACUCCAGACUUGCCCAAUGCCUCACUCAGCGUCUCCCAUACUGCCACCGUCACUCCUCUUCCCAUACCUGUAUCUGAAUCAACGGCCCCUAACUCCUCAACUAUGAAUUCAGUCAGGCAGUCGCUAACUCCCCAGCUCUCGCCAUAUUUGAAUACCGCAGGGUCAAGUAGUGACAACUUGACGCCGUCUUGGUCGUCUGCUCAUCCGUCCUCAAGCCCGUCUUCUGUCGCGUCAUUGCCAGCAUAUAUGUACACUAACGAGACAAAGCACGCGUCUGUACCGGGCACAGACCUUGCCAUCUCGAAUCCUUUGACAGCAAACAAUCUUUAUGCAAGAUCACUCCAUACGCCGUUCUACCAGAUGGAUGUGGCUACCAUCAAUGGGGCUCCCCUUGGUUAUGGCUCUCAGUUACCCAGUGAUAUGCCGUUGUUGGGAACGCCAGUUACGCUAGCAGCCGGCAAUGCUCUCUCCCAAUCCUUAGCAUUGUCUCACUCGGGACUACCUGUUUUUGAUGUUAAGGCCUAUACAUUCCGCAAAAAACCCAGGCAUUACGUCGCAGUUAAGCAUAAGAAUGCUUUACGUAUUGAGCCCAUUAUUUAUCUCAAGACCAGUAUUCUGGAUGAACAUCGGCAGGUAGUCCGAAACUGGGAUUAUUUGCGAUUCAACCUUGACCGGUUCAGGGACAAUGCACAGCCCAAAAAGAAACUGAGCUCUGAAGGCAAGCAUUUUGGACAUCACUAUGAGCUCUGUAAUAUGAAAAAUUCAGAACACUUCUAA
Messenger RNA from Gamsiella multidivaricata, 1281 nucleotides. RefSeq lists its product as uncharacterized. The transcript has 3 exons. Lineage: Eukaryota; Fungi; Mortierellomycota; Mortierellomycetes; Mortierellales; Mortierellaceae. The coding region runs from base 1 to 1281 and encodes 426 amino acids. The record is from RefSeq and is a predicted model, not a curated record.